AUGAAAGGAAUCCACGUUCUUAUCUCUUCUCUUUUUGUCUUUGGGGCCCUUGCAUCCCCUGUCAAACGAGAUGACCGCGGUUCUUACACUGUAUCGGGCCUUGGCCAGCGCAAGCAAGCCAUAUUGAAUGCCGGCGGGAACACCCUUGACCUUGCCAUUGCGAUGCUGGAGACUGAGACAAUGACAACCGACUAUACCUAUGGCGACGGGAAGACCGAAGACGCCGCAAACUUCGGGCUCUUCAAACAGAACUGGGGCAUGCUCCGUGUGUGUGCUACUCGGUACGGUCUAGCGGGCCAGACCGAGGCUCAAUGGAACAACGGUGCUCUACUCAAUUCCAACGUGUAUGCCGACGUGGCCUCUCGUUGGGACUGUCAAAACUACUAUGGAGUUGACCUUUGGUUUGCCGGUCAUCGGGACGGCGCAUCUGGACUGGCUAAUCCUAACACCGACGAUAUUAACAGUAUUUUCCCCUGCCCCUCGUACCCAGGGUGCCGUUUGACUGACUCCUCUCUCGCAGACUAUAAGAAUGCCGUGUACUGGAUUCAAGGGCAAAUUGACAGCAAUUCCGUGUAUAAGUCUGAUGACACCCGCUUCUGGGUAGAUGUUACUGCCAUCUAG
Molecule: messenger RNA, 621 nt
Organism: Penicillium daleae
Lineage: Eukaryota; Fungi; Ascomycota; Eurotiomycetes; Eurotiales; Aspergillaceae
Exons: 3
Coding region: 1-621 (206 amino acids)
Source: RefSeq, a predicted model, not a curated record